This is a messenger RNA of Astrephomene gubernaculifera, 1342 nucleotides long. Lineage: Eukaryota; Viridiplantae; Chlorophyta; Chlorophyceae; Chlamydomonadales; Astrephomenaceae. The record is from the annotation of a GenBank genome assembly.
AAAGCCCCUAAGCCGGUUACAUCAGUGGAGACUGUAGCAACGUCUACGUAUUUCUGAUCACACAUGCACUAUAGCGCGAAUUGGAGGAACGGCCUGCUUGCAAAGGCAACGUGAAGAAUCCUCUUGAACCAUCGCGCGUCUUCUAGUCUUACGCUUACCCUGAUAAUCGCAUGCAAGUACUUGCUGCCCCCUGCCCCGCGCGGGUUGCACGAGCUCCAUGCGUCAGUAGGGUCUCACGGCCGAGGCGUUUGCGCGUCGCUUGCUCUGUGACGACGCCACACAGCGGCUAUCACUUCGAUGGUACAGGACGGCGCUUCUUUGAGGGCUGGUAUUGGAAGGUGGUCAUGCCUGACACCGGUCAAAGCUUCGCGCUCAUCUACUCCGUAGAGGACCCACUGGGCAACACGCCGCAAGCGGGUGUGGGGCUGCAGGUGAUGGGCCCCGACGAUGGCUACAUCUGCCAAUUCAGUCCUCGCGUGGACGGCUUCUGGGCUGCUCCGCACCGUCUAGAGCUGGGAGCCACCUUCACACCGGCGCCAGCAGCGGCAGCGGCAACGGGAUCCAAUACACACACGGGUUCCCCCAGGGGCCCGCCCCGGGGAAUGCUGGGACAGGACCAGUUUUUCCAGCAGGUUUCGGAGGGCUUCCAGGCCUCCCAGCGGCUGCAGCAGGGGCGCAUGGUGGCGCGGGAGGAGGGCGCCGCGGGCCCCCCCAUGUCAACCGUCUCUAGUGCCUCCUGGUGCCUCUCCAUCACUCCCAGGGCCGGCUGGGGCUCCCCCUCCGCCCGCCACCAGCAAGCCACCGCGGGCUGGCUGUCCGCGCUGCCCGUGUUCGAGCCGCACUGGCAGGUGCUGAUGGCGCACGGCGAGGCGAGCGGUUGGCUGCAGUGGGGCGAGCGACGGUUCAGCUUCUCCGGCGCGCCCGCGUACGCGGAGAAGAACUGGGGCGGCGGCUUCCCGUCUAAGUGGGCGUGGGUGCAGUGCAACUCGUUUGAGGGCCAGCCGGGUCUGAGUGUGACCUCAGUGGGUGCUCGGCGGGGUCUGCUGGUUGGGCUGCCCGGGGUGGAGGAGGACGUGGGGCUGCUGGGGCUGCACCUGCCGCCGCACCUGGCGGGGGGCGGGGGGGAGUUCGUGGAGCUGGUGCCGUGGAACAGCGAGUUGGAGUGGGAGGUUUCCCCCUGGGGCAGCUGGCGGCUGCGGGGGGCCAACAGCCGCUGGGAGGCGCUGCUGGAGGCGGAGUGCGAGGCGGGGGCGGGGGCGGUGCUCAGGGCGCCCACCACGGCGCAGGGACUUGCUCCCUUCUGCAAGGACACCUUCUUCGGGCGCUGCCGCCUCAGGCUGUG